This is a messenger RNA of Betta splendens (Siamese fighting fish), 2021 nucleotides long. It is a transcript of the gene ciroz, whose product is annotated as chromosome 7 C1orf127 homolog. The transcript is spliced from 12 exons. NCBI's taxonomy places the organism in Eukaryota, Metazoa, Chordata, Actinopteri, Anabantiformes, Osphronemidae. The record is from RefSeq and is a predicted model, not a curated record. The coding region runs from base 861 to 2021 and encodes 386 amino acids.
AGUUAUACGUAGCUUUAGUUUCCCUUAAACACAUCUGUCUCUUUAAUAAUUUGCAAUAAGGCUACGUUCAAAUUUUGAUAUCUACCUUUAAAAUGUGUCUAUAACGAAUUCUCCUAAAAAUCCAAACAAAAGGUGCGCACUUCAAUUUAGUUUUAGCUAAUAUCACACGAACUACUCAGAUUUGCAUUAUGUGCCCCAUGAUCGGUAUUUUGAGAUAAUUGAAUAGACUAAUUUCCCGUUAAAUAUCGUCAAUAUCAAUAGACAAAAUGCUAAGAUGUGUGUUAUUCCUUGGGUGCACGUUUAACUGAUGCUCUAGCAGCCAUGCCAUUUUUUUGCAAACAUGAUAAAAUUACAAUUAUUAUUUUUUAUUUUUUUUUUUAGUACAAUUGAAAGUUUCCAAACAUUACAAACGUCUUAGGAUACAGAGAUAAACAAAAAGGAAUUGUUAAAGUCAUACAUAAGAAUAAAAGAGACAAUCUGAUGCUUUUACUGCACUGCAGAAAUUAUGUAAUCAAUUAUAUGUAGAUCUUCCUUAAAACCUUUUUUCCUCACAUUCUGGAGAAAGCGACUAUUAUUUAUGGCCCUUUUUUCUCACUUGAUUUCAAUGUGUAUAAGUAAACACAGCUGCUUUUUCACCUCCACCUCUUACCUACAAAUAGCGCAGAGAGAGACUUCUCUUUGUGGAAGUGUGAUGGAUCACUUAGGAAGAUGCAGCGUACUUCUUACAGCUGUUGUUUUGCAGUGUUUCAUGAAAGGCAGCGUGCUUUCCAUUCAGAAAAGAGAAUGGGUUUCUGAUCAAACAGCUAAAACAACAGGAGGAGAAGUGACAUGUUUUUCUGAAUACAUGGAUCCACAGCACAAUGAUCGAAGGCUUGGUGAUCUGGCUCUCUGAGGCCCUGCAGAUCCAAGUCAGGCCCGCUUCUCUGGAUCACCUCAACCUCCAGCUGUCUGCCUGCGGAUUCUCACUGCACAAAGAUCCUGAUGAUAACUUUGCUUUUAGAGUCAGUUACACUGGAUGUUUGGUCCAGCAGCAGCACAGCUUCCACGUCCUUAAAAUGAACCUGGUGAAGAGAACAAGUCGGUUUGGAGGCAGAGCUCACAGUUUGCUGAUGACGUGUCCCGUGGUCUCUGUGUUACCCAACAUGGAGCACAUCCAGUGUGACCCGGAGUACAUUCAGGUUAUCAGACAGGUUCCCUUUGACAACUGGGAUAAUGAGCUACACUGGUCCCUGUCUUCGAGGGAGCGGCUCGUCGUAGCUCUGGAGGACGCCAGCUUGAUCCAGAUGAGCGUGGACGUGAACGGGUCACACAUCGCUGUCCAGGGCAGGAGGAGCGAGGUCCUGAGCCCCGUUGAAGGGAUGGGGAAUAGAGAAUUCUUGGCCUUGAAGCUGGUCAGUGGUCAGUACGCCUACAGCAUGGAAGUGACGUGUCCCACAGUGACCUCGUCCACAGCCGCGCAGACCGUGCUGCACAUCUUCAAGCGACGCAUGGGUCUGACCAAGCGAGGACCGAGCGUCGGCGGCGUGUGGGUGAAGCAGACGCGCCGCUUCACCGUGCGCGACGCCGGCGGCUUCGUGGCGCUGCUCGUUCCCACGGAGCGGAUCCUCCAGACCAGGGCCUGCGCCGAGCGCGAACAACUGGUGCAGCCGUUCUACAGGGUCGAUGUUGUUCUCACCUUCAGGGAGACAAAUCACAAGAUGCACUGGACCAUGGAGAACACGCUGCCAUGCACAGCCCGGCCCGCUGGGUCACACAUCGCAUCCAGUCCGGGACCAAGUCUCGACCAUGAGGAGCCGGGUCCACCACGACCACUGCUCCUCGCACAUGGACAGAAGGCGGACGUUUGCAUUUCCACACUGAGGACGUGUCAGAGGGUCAAAUCCGAACAGGCUGAUGUGGAGAAAAAAGCUGCCUCUGCUGCAGCCUACGACGCCUUUUACACGCGCUCUCACAAUAAAGCCUUUGAUUUCCCACAGCGCCUCCAAGCCAGCGAUGGAUCCCGGACAUUCGAGGUUUUCUGA